AUUAGCAAUUUUUCGACAGCUAUUAUUUCUAAAAAGUCACUUUUACUUACUUAAGAUAUUCUAACAGUAUUUUUAUGUUUUGAGCGCAGUGUUUUUAUAAGUCAAGUGCUUUACGAGUGUUGCGGAAUGUCACGUUUGUUGUACCGUUGCCUAGCAACGAGCUGGAUAGCCGCUUUUACAUUUUAAAGUAGCGUUUUCAGAACUCUACCAACAAUGUCUGAAGCCAUCUACCCAGCAGGAAGCGUCUACGACUGGAUCCCAAAGGAGCAAGAGGAAAUUAAAAAACCACCAAGAUAUGUGUCCAAGUUCAGGCCAGCUGUCAUACUUGAGCACAAGCUAACCAAAGAUGCAAAGAAGACGAUGGGACCACCAAAAGUGGAACUGCCGUCUCCGGAUAAGUACCUGAAAAAACACUCAAAGCAUCCCAAACCACCUGAGAAGUCUGAAGACGGGCAUAAGACUCGGACAUGCGCAGUGAGGAAGCCAGCGGUCCCUAGGCGGACUGAGAAACCGCUGAUGGGGAUCCAAACCAAAAGGAAUUUCCUACAGACCACCGUCAUGUUUCCCAUGAAGCCUAAAGCCAUUUCUGUUGACACAAAGGAAGGACACAAACAGCUCCUGGAAAACUCUGGACUAGUCCCUAAAUACGUCAUGAAAAAGGAUUACGGCGAAGUGCCGAUGUAUCUGCAGCUGCGCAGUGAAGCCGAGCGGAAGGCCCAGGCGGAGAACCAGCGCCUGGUAAGGGAGCAGAAUGUGCUGCAGCGGCUAACGGAGGAGGAUCACCAGGCCGUCCUGAAGGGACUGAAGAAGAAGUGGGACGAACUCCACCGUGAAUAUCAGGGCCUUCCUCUCCUCAUCGACACGCCGUCAAAGAAAACCCGGAAGAUCUGCCUGGAGGAGAAGAUGAGUCAACUGGAGAAGGACAUCAGCUUCUUUGAAAGCAUCGUGAUGUCAUCAGGGAAUCCUCCCCCUGUUGCUCCAUCCAGUGUUUCGGUGGUGGAAUCAACCCAUUAAUGUUGAUGGCUCCAAUUGUAAUUUUAUUUCUCUAUUUUCUAAACAAUUUGCCAGAAACACCUUAAUUUUAAUUCCAAUUCAUUUAUGAAAUUUGAUAGCCCAUUUAUCGCAUAUAAUUUGGCCUGAAAUAGGGCUUUUCUCCUUCUCCCCCUGAAAAUAUAAUUAAAUGAUCAAUUUGAGAUC
Molecule: messenger RNA, 1197 nt
Organism: Poecilia latipinna (sailfin molly)
Lineage: Eukaryota; Metazoa; Chordata; Actinopteri; Cyprinodontiformes; Poeciliidae
Gene: enkur
Product: enkurin, TRPC channel interacting protein
Exons: 6
Coding region: 214-1014 (266 amino acids)
Cellular component (GO): acrosomal vesicle; axonemal microtubule
Molecular function (GO): calmodulin binding
Source: RefSeq, a predicted model, not a curated record